Molecule: messenger RNA, 1032 nt
Organism: Ornithorhynchus anatinus (platypus)
Lineage: Eukaryota; Metazoa; Chordata; Mammalia; Monotremata; Ornithorhynchidae
Product: vomeronasal type-1 receptor 4-like
Exons: 1
Coding region: 1-1032 (343 amino acids)
Biological process (GO): G protein-coupled receptor signaling pathway
Cellular component (GO): membrane
Molecular function (GO): pheromone receptor activity
Source: RefSeq, a predicted model, not a curated record
AUGCUCCUGAGUGAUCUGGUCUUUGUCAUUUUCUCCCUCUCUCAGACUGGCAUUGGCCUUCUGGGGAACUCCAUCUUGCUCAUAGUGUAUGUCAGAGCUUUCAUUUCUCAACCCUGUCGUAAGAAGCCCACUGACCUGAUCCUCACUCACCUGACGAUGGCCAAUACGGUGACCCUCCUGACACAGGGUGUCCCAGGAAUGAUACUGGUCUUUGGGGUCAAGCAUGUCCCGAAUGAAAUGGGGUGCAAGAUGGUCCUCUAUCUUCGCCGGGUGUCCCGGGGUCUGUCCAUCUGUAGCACCUCUCUCAUGAGUGUGUUUCAGGCCAUCGUAAUGAGUCCCAGCAACUCCUGCUUAGCUCAGCUCAAACCCAGGGCCAUCAGAUGCAUCCUCCCCUCCUUCAUCUUCCUCUGGGCCCUCCACAUCUUCAUGUACAUCAAUAUACUAGUAGCCUCUGCACCCAUUCAAAAUGUCACCAUUGUAGUUAAUGGCCAUGAUAUAAAAUAUUGUUCAAAUGUGAUCUGGAAUCACAUUUUAACUAAUACUUCCUUUGUAAGUGCUGUGACUCUCCGGGAUGUCUUCUUUGUGCUCCUCAUGAGCUGGGCCAGUGCCUACAUGGUGAUCGUGCUCUACAGACACCAGAAGGAAGUCCGGCACAUCCACAGCACCAGCCUCUCCCCCAGAUCCUCCCCAGAGACUAGAGCCACCCACACCAUCCUGCUCCUUGUCACCUGCUUCCUUGUCUUCUACCUUAUUAACUGCAGCACUAACCUUUCAAUACAUCUGGGGGCUUGGGCUGUCUUCAGAGUGAGUGAUACUAACACUUUUCUGGGGGCUUGCUACCCUUCCUUCUGCCCUUUGGUGUUGAUCAGCAAGGAUCCCCGAGUCUCCCAGCCCCAGUGGAUCCUGGAGAAAGUGAGAGUCCUCUUUCUUCCCUCUGACGUCACGGAUGGAAAAUUCCAGGCAAAGAGAAGCAGACCCUUAGAACAGCCUCUACCAGGACCCAGCCAGUCCUUGUCCUUUGAGGACAGAUAG